This is a messenger RNA of Cydia strobilella, 1192 nucleotides long. RefSeq names its product large ribosomal subunit protein mL62. The record is from RefSeq and is a predicted model, not a curated record. Gene Ontology annotation, cellular component: mitochondrial large ribosomal subunit. The transcript has 5 exons. The coding region runs from base 109 to 714 and encodes 201 amino acids. Gene Ontology annotation, biological process: mitochondrial translational termination. Gene Ontology annotation, molecular function: peptidyl-tRNA hydrolase activity; translation release factor activity, codon nonspecific. NCBI's taxonomy places the organism in Eukaryota, Metazoa, Arthropoda, Insecta, Lepidoptera, Tortricidae.
AUGUCGCUUUGAAUCGGUAAUCAAUAAAUUUCAAUUUAUGCUUAGUUUUAAUUAGAAUUAGUAUAAGACACAGUAAACACAAUCAAUAGUUUGUGUUAUUUCGGCAUUAUGGCGUUCACCCCGUUGAGAGUGGGUUUUAUACAAAAAAUUGUUCAGAAUGCAUUCUAUACUACUAUGAUGAGACGACCGAUGGCUUACAAAAGCGCUAUUUCUUUGGAGACAUUGUACCCCAACAGUUCUCUAAAACUCAGCACUCCGUCGUUUAAUGCUGACCCAAAGGAGAAGUUUACUGGUUUCAUCCCCAUGGAGAAACUGGACAUCAAAUACAGUGCCAGCUCCGGACCGGGGGGACAGAAUGUAAACAAAGUGCACACCAAGGUUGACCUGAGAUUCAAGCUGAGUGAAGCGGACUGGCUGCACCCAGAAGUGAAGGAAAAGAUGAUUGAACUGCAUGAGAAGAAACUAUCCAAGGAAGGGUACCUGAUUAUCCGCUCGGACGCUACGCGCUCGCAGCAGCUCAACUUAGCAGACUGUCUCCAGAAACUUCGUACUCUUCUGAGAGAUGCCGCUGUCACGCAGCGAACGCCUUCGCCGGAGACACUCGAGAAAGUUAGGCAGAGACACCUGAAAGCAGCGCGUAUGCGAGUGUCACUGAAGCGAGAGGACGCAGUGAAGCGCGCGCAGAGGCAACCGCCGACCGUCGUCGACUUAUGAUUCUUCCACUAAUUGGCCGCGUUGCCCUAGGCUGCAGUAUUUUAUGACAAUGGACUAACACAUCUGAUAUUAAUUGUGUUGUGUAUGUAUAUGUAAUCAGACGCCUAGCAAAAGCUGCUGAGGAUAGAAUCCCAUGUUCUUUAUGAGAGGAUCAGAAAACUGGGUAAGAGGGGACUGAAGACUUCUCUUUAAAUGUUCUAUUUAGUGUUGUCCAUUGCCAUUCCGUCUGUAGGUCAGUGUCCAAGAAAACCCUCAGCUAUUUUGAAAUUCGCAUUGCGGUCCCUAGAGAAGAGAAGAAGUCCGUUAAAAUACCAGAAAAGUGGCAAAAUGACUGUCAAAAUACUUGAGAAUUGGUGGCAGUCAGCCUGUUUUUGGCUGCCAAACGCGUCCAGUUACCAGUACCUUUAGUUCUUUUACUUUGAACGUAAUGUAUUUAGAUUUUAGAUAUAAUAUUAUUAAUAAAGUUAAAAAUUGUUUA